AUGUGCGUACCGUCGACCGACCCGUGCCCGUUAGUGGUUGAGGUAGGGGAUAGCGAUCUCGCCUUGUCGACGCAUUCGUUAUGUGAUGAGAAAUUUAGAGUUGUAUUGGUGGGGCAAAAGGAGGAGCUUCCACUAAUCCAAGCUCGUAAUCGGGAGACUAAUCUGCAUCAUGAGAUUGUUGAAGAGAUAUUUGCCCUUGGACGAAUCGCUGCGCCAUCAACCAUCACCGGACUACUUAACUACGCUCGCAAUCUCGUGUCCAUGCUUUUUCUAGGCCAUCUCGGGCACGUAGAGCUUGCAGCGGGGGCACUCUCGGUCGGCUUCGCGAACAUCACUGGCUACUCGAUCAUCUUCGGCUUAGCCAUGGGGAUGGAACCCAUCUGUGGCCAAGCUUUCGGGGCUCAAAAGCAGACUCUCCUAACUCUAACACUUCAUAGAACGAUAGCAUUCCUCCUCCUAAUUUCCAUACCAAUUACCUUUCUUUGGCUACAUGUUGAUAAAAUUCUCUUACUCUUAGACCAAGACCCCAAAAUAACUUCUCUAGCCAGAAUAUACCUACUCUAUGCUCUCCCUGAUCUCUUCUUACAAUGUAUCCUGAAUCCUUUUAGGAUAUAUUUAAGAUCUCAAAAUAUCACCAACCCAAUAGCACUUUGCUCCUUUGUAGCUUCACUUGUCCACAUUAUAGUGAACCACUACUUGGUUCAUGUACUCAAAACUGGCAUUAAAGGUGUGGCAAUGGGGGUGGUAGUGGCCAAUUUUAGCCUCACAAUGCUUCUACUGUGCUAUGCUUAUUCAAGUGAGGCAUGCAAAAUGGCAUGGAAUACCACAUUAUCUUUUGAUUGCUUUAGGGAAUGGGGGACAAUAAUAAGACUAGCUAUACCAAGCUGCAUCUCAGUGUGUUUGGAGUGGUGGUGGUAUGAGCUCAUGAUCAUCUUAUGUGGGCUCUUAUCGGGCCCCCAAGAAACCGUCUCGGCCAUCGGAGUACUAAUGCAAAUGACCGCCUUGGUCUAUGUUUUCCCGUCGUCUUUGAGCUACGGCGUGUCGACCCGAGUGGCCCAGGAGCUCGGGGCCGGGCGGCCCGAGAGCGCAAGGAAGGCCUCGAUGAUCGGGGCCGUGUUUGGAGCCGGACUAGGGAUCGCGGCGAUGGCGUUCAAUUUAUGGGCCAGAGCUUGGUGGGGCCCCAUAUUCACUGACCGUGGCCCAGUUUUGAAGCUGGUGUCGAUUGCGCUGCCUAUAAUUGGGCUUUGCGAGCUCGGUAACUGCCCGCAAACCGCGAUGUGUGGAGCCCUAAGAGGGAGCGCACAGGCAAAUGUGGGGGCCCAUGUGAACUUAGGUGGAUUCUACGGAGUGGGCUUGCCGGUGGCUCUGCUAUUCGGUUUCUGGUUGGGCUUGGGCUUUGUGGGCUUGUGGAUGGGCUUGCUCGCCGCGCAGGCUUCGUGUGUGGCGGUGCUCACGAUGGUGCUGGUGAGAACCGACUGGGCGGCGGAGGCGGCACGGGCCGAGGAGUUGACUAGUGGUGAGCAAGUGUUAAAAUUGGAUGAGACAAUUGAUGACAAAGGAGAGAAAGAGAAUUUGAAAGGGAAUGGUUGGGCCUUAAGAACUAAUACCCUAGUUAACAAAGUCUAACACAAGCAAGUUUUAGGGUUAUUAGUUGGUGAGUUAAGAUGUUGUUUUGUUCAUUGAGGUAGCGUUUGGUUCGGGACCAAGGGGGGAAUAAGCCCUUGUUCCCCCUUUGUUCCCAAUAAA
This is a messenger RNA of Ananas comosus (pineapple), 1746 nucleotides long. RefSeq names its product protein DETOXIFICATION 48-like. Gene Ontology annotation, biological process: xenobiotic detoxification by transmembrane export across the plasma membrane. The record is from RefSeq and is a predicted model, not a curated record. The coding region runs from base 1 to 1626 and encodes 541 amino acids. Gene Ontology annotation, molecular function: xenobiotic transmembrane transporter activity; antiporter activity. The transcript is spliced from 2 exons. Gene Ontology annotation, cellular component: membrane. Lineage: Eukaryota; Viridiplantae; Streptophyta; Magnoliopsida; Poales; Bromeliaceae.